Molecule: messenger RNA, 1585 nt
Organism: Glycine soja
Lineage: Eukaryota; Viridiplantae; Streptophyta; Magnoliopsida; Fabales; Fabaceae
Product: putative branched-chain-amino-acid aminotransferase 7
Exons: 10
Coding region: 234-1313 (359 amino acids)
Biological process (GO): branched-chain amino acid metabolic process
Molecular function (GO): branched-chain-amino-acid:2-oxoglutarate transaminase activity
Source: RefSeq, a predicted model, not a curated record
UGCAUCAAAUCCUCAAUACUUGUUUAUCACUAUCACUUCCCCUUCCUAUCUCUGAAGCCAUUCUCGUUCAUUUUGUUUUUUUAUCUUCUCUUUAUCUCCCUCAACAAGAUUCCUAUAAAGUUCGUAGCGGCUUUCACACAACUUUAAGAAAAUUGUAUGGAGCCUUGCACCAAUCAACUGACACCUCUUUUUAACGCAGAAAAUCUCGUGAAUCCGUGAUCGCAAACAAAACAAUGUCUCCCCCUUCUAUGUUAGGCAACCGCAAAGACGGUUCUGAAAUUGCUGUUGCGGAAAACUAUGCUGACAUUAAUUGGGAUGAGCUUGGAUUUAGUCUAGUUCCAACAGAUUACAUGUAUGUCAUGAAAUGUGCAAAAGGAGAUAAGUUUUCACAAGGAUCCAUCGUUCCAUUUGGAAACAUAGAGAUCAGCCCUUCUGCUGGAAUCUUAAAUUAUGGACAGGGACUCUUUGAGGGGCUAAAAGCACAUAGAACUGAAGAUGGGCAUGUACUUUUAUUUCGACCAGAUGAGAAUGCUCAACGCAUGAAACGAGGUGCAGAUAGAUUGUGUAUGCCAUCCCCAUCUCCUGGCCAAUUUGUUAAUGCUGUAAAGCAGAUAGUUAUUGCCAACAAACGUUGGGUGCCUCCACCAGGGAAAGGGUCACUAUAUAUUAGGCCAUUGCUGAUAGGAACAGGAGCAUUGUUAGGGGUGGCACCUGCCCCUGAGUAUACAUUUCUUAUUUAUUGUUCUCCAGUUGGCAGCUACCAGAAGGGUGCACUAAAUUUAAAGGUUGAGGAUAAACUAUAUAGAGCAAUAUCUGGCUGUGGUGGAACUGGAGGGAUCAAAAGUGUCACCAAUUAUGCCCCUGUUUAUACUGCAAUGGCUGAUGCAAAGGCCAACGGAUUCUCUGAUGUGCUGUUCUUAGACUCAGCAACUGGAAAACAUAUAGAGGAGGCCUCAGCAUGCAAUGUAUUUGUUUUGAAGGACAAUGCUAUCUCCACUCCUGCAAUAGAUGGAACCAUCCUACCUGGUAUCACCCGAAAAUCCAUCAUUGACAUUGCCAUUGAUUUGGGUUAUCAGGUCAUGGAACGUUCCGUAUCAGUGGAGGAGAUGCUAGGUGCUGAUGAAAUGUUCUGCACUGGAACUGCAGUUGUUGUCAACUCUGUUGCAUCUGUAACUUAUAAGGAAACAAGGGUGGAUUACAAAACAGGCCCAGCAACAUUGUCCUCAAAACUACGGAAAACACUUGUUGGAAUUCAAACAGGGUGUCUUGAGGACAAAAAAUCAUGGACAGUCCGAGUAGAUUCAACAAUAUAGCACCGUUUCCGUCACAAAUAAAAAGAGAAAAAUAUUGCACCGUUUGUUAAAUUAUGCACGAUUCUUAUUUUAUCCCUAUCAUCACUAAGUUCUCGCCUCUCGAGUUUGAAAUACUUAAAAGGCAAUGUUUUGUCUCAUAUAGUAAUUUUAUCCUAUUCAAAUAAAAUUAUGUGUAACAUACCGUGGACAUGUGAUCCAGAAGAAAAAGUAAUAAGUUGUUACUCUUUUAUAGUUUUUACAUAAUAUUUAUAUCCCUAAUCUUCUAAAUUUAA